Penicillium concentricum is the source of this 1014-nucleotide messenger RNA. RefSeq names its product gliotoxin thiomethyltransferase (gene gtmA). The annotation marks the transcript as partial. Lineage: Eukaryota; Fungi; Ascomycota; Eurotiomycetes; Eurotiales; Aspergillaceae. The transcript has 3 exons. The record is from RefSeq and is a predicted model, not a curated record.
UUUUUUCUGAACAGACAUCUUCAUCGAUCAACUUCAAUCAUCACAAAACCCAGUCACCUUACAACUCUACCAACCAUGGCUGACAAAACCGACCUCGAGGAGUUCUUCAAGAGUGAAGCCUAUGCUAACUCAUUCAAACGCGGGGAGAUGGUCACCCGCCGAUUCGCUGAAAUUCUGAUUGACCAAAGCAAGGUGGUCGCCGAGUCUAAGGCCAACCCUGAUCAUCUUUUAGUAAUCCUCGACAAUGCCUGCGGUACAGGUGUCGUAUCCAGCAUCCUCAAUGUCAAGGUUGAUGACCUUGUCAAGAAAACAUGGAAGUUGACAUGUGGAGACAUCUCGUCGGCAAUGAUCGAGUACACCAAGGUCCGUAUCCAACAAGAGGGUUGGCCAAACACGGACACAAAGAUCGUGGAUGCGCAGAAGCCUGAGCUGGCUAGUGCUCAAUUCUCUCACAUCUUCACUGCUUUCGCCUAUAUGGCACUCCAUGAGUCCGCUAAGGCUCUCAAGGGUAAGGACAUCCUUGGUUGUCUCCCUCCUAUAAUGAAGGCUAAUGGAGACAACAAACUAGAAACCGCCCGAAUGCUGCAACCCGGUGGAAUUAUUGCUUUCUCAACCUGGAUCGAGCCUGGCUGGAUGGCCAUCGCCCGAGCAGCGAUUGAAAGCAUGCCAGGCGAGCUGUGCUUUCCUGAGACUCAAAAGAUCUUGGCGGUCCUGACUGACGGGAAAUGGGACUCGAAGCCCUGGAUUGAGUCCCAGCUCGAGGAGCUUGGGUUUCAGGACAUCGAUGUCCGCCCAACAACAAUCAAACUGACUCUCACAUCCUCUAUCUUCGUGGAUAUGAGCAUGUUGAUGUUUCCCAUGAUAAUGAACUCCUUCUGGACUGAAAAGCAGCGAGAGGAAAACAAGGAUAAGGUUCGUCCGGCGCUAGAGAAGUACGUGGAAGACAUUUACGGGUCUGGGAACAUCGAUACUGAAUGGGUGGCUAUUCUGUCCACUGCGCGCAAGUCUUGCUAG